AUCGCACAGUCGUCGAGCGAUCUCGAUAGCGUUCGCUUCGAAGAGGAAAUUUGGAUCGUUUGAUGAUAAACGAGGGAAACUAAACCGCGCUGCGACUACGCGAGUGAUAUUCGUGACCAUCAUGGAUCGAUCGGUGAUCGUUUACGCGAUAUUUCUCGCCCUGGCCGCGACCAUAAGCUGCAAGAGCCUUGGAAGCAGCAAAGAAGAUACAACCGACGCAAGCACCGCAACAAUUCCAAAUGGUCCCCCAACGAUCCCCGAAUCGUCCUCGGAAGAAAAUUUGUCAUCAGACAAUGACAAAAGGAUGCGCAGAAGCGGGGGAAUAGACUGCUCGUCCCAGAAGCUUCAAAAAACCAAACGCUGUAAAUCUCUGUUACUUGGAGAUCCGCAGAGCCAACUAGUCUCUCAAAAAUCUCCAAAUGCAGCUUUAAAACAGGACACAGUGCAGGAUCGUCUAUUGGCAAUGGCCAGAAGCCUGCGGGACAAGCUGAAGACUAGAGACUACAUCGUGGGAGCAGCUCCCGAUCGUUUUCCAUCGAGAACCAAGGUAAUUGACAACGACGACUACGUUUGUUACUGUCGGGAGAAGAGUAAUCCACUUUCGCGGAAAGACGGACUGUCUCGACAGCCGCUGACAGAGAAGACUAAAUCUGAGAGGAGGAACGAUAUCAAAAAGAUGCUGCCCGGCGAGAGCAGGCUGCAGCAAAGACCGCUCUACCAGCAUCAGCCGUAUCCGUACGAAGGCUUUCAUCAAUAUUUGCCCAACCUGCUGCCCGGAAAAAUGAAUCCGAUUCCACAUGCAGGGAAUCAUGGCCAACUAUCGUACCUGCCCUAUAUCUAUCACAUCAAUCCCUCGACGCUGCCAAUCGCGAAUCAAGGCCACAGCCCAACGAGGAUCAGCGUGCCGUUCAGGCCAUUCGCCGGCAAACACGACUCUGUGGUUGGGCAACGUACACCCGACUCCUCUCGGAAUCAACAAACUCUUGUGCAACGACCCAGUCCUCCCAAGCAUUCGCCCACUCGGCAAAGAAAUUCCACAGCGUCAUCGAAAACGACCAAGACUGUCGACGGGGCACAAACUGGUCCGAGGAAAACGCCCGGAAACUUCAAUUACGAUUUGCAAUCUGUGAAACAAUCUCCCAAGCACACACCAAGCAAAACGGUACCAGCAUCCAACGGUAAUGCUCUUGUGGGAGCUGCUGAGCCCGAGGACAAAUCUGAAACAGGAAGUGAGACGACUGAUUACUCUGGUAUCGAGGAAGUGACCAGCAUACAGUUCACGUCGGAGGUUUACGACGAUGAUUUACACGACAACGAACCUGAUUUGGGUACAACCGAUACGUCUAUUCCUGAUUUAACGACGACCGUGGAGGAUACCUUGAUAGAUCCUGUGGAAAAUCCUCUGAAGGAUGAUUCAGGAGUAGCUAACACCGAGGAUGUUGUGGUAGGCAAGAGCAAUCCUUCUUGGAAAUACUGCGUGCCUGAUUCAAAGAUGAACUUGAAGAGUACCUUGGAGAGUACCUUGGAGAGUUCCACGGAAGAUCCUCUACAAGAUGAUACGGGGCUAGCUAACAAGGAAGAUGUUUCAGAUCCUUUGGGACAGUCCUCGAUCGAUGACCCAAGCAAGGAUCCAGCGUCGAAGAACGGCGAGGAUUCCAAUCUUGAUGACUUCGAGCGUGGUCCAGGCUUCGAACAGACAACGGCGUUAAUCUCGGAGGGUUUAACGGACGAGAACGUCGCAGCGGGGAAUAUCAAUCAGUACGUCACUCCCGGAGGAUUUUUCACAGAAGAUUACUCGGCGGAUAACGGCAGCCCAUUAAAGGACGAUCACGAGCGGGACAAUUUGAAUUCGGAGGAGCCCGGCUCGAAGGAUCGGGAAGAAGGUAACGAUUCUUCGAUGGACAAGCAGUCCCCGGACGAUGUUACCCAGAGGAAUAACGAGGAUUUGGUAAAUGGGAACGAGGAGCAGGUCGGCGCGGCGGAUCCUGGAGCAACGACGGAGCGAGGGUUGCCGUUCUGCGACAAUUCGCUGCUGCAGAAGUCGAUUAAGGCGGUAAUUAAUAACUUCGCAACCGGGAACUCGGCUGAAACCGUCGGAAGCAGCGAGUUGCUUGGCUCUGCGAAGGAUGAUUUAAUGAAGGAAAUCCUGGACGUUCCGAACCUGAAAGGUAUUUUGUCCUUGCCACCGCUGGAGCGUACGGUCCUGGACAACGUGAAGAAUCUACUGGCUGGGGUGACCGGCGUGCCAAGGAGCAAAUUCGACGAAGAAUGGCCUACCAGCGUGAUCAGGGAUAAUUUGCACCAAUCGCUGGAUGUUGCACCUGCCACGAACACGCAGCUUCCAGCGAAUACCGUUAAAGAAAGACAAUUCAAGAAUGGAAAGUGGAUUACCAGCAUCGUUACAUUGGCGCCGACGUCGGUCGAUGGAGAAGGGGAUCUUGAUGAUGCUGAGAAACUGCGAGCCUCCAUCAAGGACCUCCUCAGGGAUCCUGCAGUCAGCAUGGAGGCUGCGAAACACCCUGCUGUGCAGAACAUGAUCGUCCAGAGCAUGCGGAACAGCUUCCAGAACUCAAGCAGCGACUUGAUCCAGGCUAUCCUCGGCAACGAGGUGAGUCUGAUGGAGAUGGAGACCACAGAAACGGCCACAACUGACAGCGCCGUAGAACAAACGCAGGCAGGCGAUCUUCAAAACGUCGACAUGAAUGAAUUGUUAAAGAUCGCAGAAGGAGAAGCAGGCAUCGCCGAAUCUGGGUCAACGACGACCCAGAACGGACCCCUAGGGAGCUCUACAGUAAACUACAAGGACACAGCAGUUGGAUAUGUCUCGAGUGCCCAAAAGGAUGCUCAAACAGAACUGCCGGACGAUAUUUCUAAUGAAGAGGAGGGCUCCUUGGAACUGCCAGAGAAUAAAGAAGAAGAAAGCUUGGUAGAAAAGUCAACAGAGUCACUGGGUCCAUAUUCAGAUGCAAAAGAAUCCAUCACAGAGUCUCUUGCCGACCUCGUUGGAGCAACGGAUGAUCCCAGGAUCGCAGAAAACCUCGAAGAGCCGUCUACUUCUUCAGAUACCGAGCUACCUUCACCCAUGACAGACUUACCACUGGUUGAAGAAGGUAUGGAGACAUUAAACCCAGAAGUUGGAGAAGAAAGGAGAGAAGAAUCAGUCACGGAAAACCCCUGUGGAGUUGUUGCUUCGAGGAAAAGAAUCACGGAUGAGUCUUUAGUUCCAGAAGAGGAUGAUGUCGUCUUCUCGACGACGCCCUUCGUGCUAGAUGAUGCUGAGAGUACGGAGGAGGUAGUGGGUGGGCCAAGAAGCGAGGUAGAUUCCCCUGAUUACACGUACUUUGGCAAGAUAACCGUGAAGAAGAACAAUGACGACGUGGAGAGUCUUCGGAAUUCUGAGUUGUUUUAUGUCGGGGAUGGUGUCAAGCUGCCGUUGGAGAUCAGGAAGCAGAGCGACGGAUCCUACGCGUUGUCUAUCUCCAGGAAGGUCUGUGAACACCUGCUGAAUAAAGAAUGUCCUUGCUGCGUGCCCACGAACGGCAACGUCGUUCGCACCCCGAGGAAACAACCGGAAAUGAAGGAUGAGGAGGGAAAGAAGAAAAUCAAGAAACGCGAAUCGAUUUCAGUGGGAGAAACAGAGCACGGUUCGGCUGACGACAGCUUGCAGAUCUCAAUGCCCGUGGAAACUUUCGCGAAGAGAUACAAUCUGUCGCUGAACUUGGAAAAAGUGCAAGCUCCGUGGAAUUUCGGUGGGAAGAUCGACGAGCCGGCGAAAAAUCGAGCCAGCUAUUUUAGUAAGAAAGAAUUCGUCGAGGGGAAUCUAAGAAGCUUGCUGGCUGUCCAUGGAGACCAGGAUGCAACGGAAUAUGAUUCUUAUGACAACAGCGACGAGAUUAAUAAUAAAUACCGACGACAGAGGUACAGGAAGUUUGAUAAAUACAGGUACGAGAGGAACAUUGACGAAAAGGUGAACGAACGUGUGGCGAUUGUCACGGAUGUAUUGAACUGGCUGAGGGAUAUGAUCUUGGCCAAUAAUCCUUGGGCCUAGAUCUCCUAUAUGCUUUUUUUAUAGUUUUUUUGAUGAACUGUAAGUUAAUGUAUUUUGUAUUUUAAUAGUUUUUGUACUGUGAGACGUUUGAGGAAACAAUUGUUGUGUGUAACAUCGAGUUUGAAUAAAGGAAUAAAUAUAGUA
Megalopta genalis is the source of this 4192-nucleotide messenger RNA. NCBI's taxonomy places the organism in Eukaryota, Metazoa, Arthropoda, Insecta, Hymenoptera, Halictidae. The record is from RefSeq and is a predicted model, not a curated record.